CAAUCAAGCCCUUAUGUUGGCACCAUUUCAAUAAAAAAAAAGAAGAAAAAGAACGUCAAAGUCGAAUUUUUUUAGUCGAGAAAUCAAAAAUUCAAAAUUGCAAGUUUUGCGAUAAUUAAAUUAGUUUUCGAAUCGAAAUCCUUGACACGAUAAACAAUAAAUUACGAUUGUUGAAAGGACGAACUAGUAACGUAAACGGGAUAAUGGAUGGUGAAUCGGAUGACGAUUCUACAUUUGACAAUGAGAAUGUCGAUUCGGGAAAUGUCUCUAGUGAUGGCGAUGAUUUUGCAAUGGAAAUCGAAAGCAAUAUAUCGAAGGAACGGCAAUCGGAACCAGAAGAAUAUCCAUUCGAAGUAUUGACCACGGACCAAAUUGUCCAGCACAUGGUGGAUAGCAUUCGGGAAGUGACUGCUGUAGUUGAGAUACCCGGCACAAUUGCUCGAAUUCUACUCAAUCAUUUCAAAUGGGACAAGGAGAAGCUAAUGGAACGAUAUUAUGAUGACGAUCAAGAUUGCUUCUUCCGUGAAGCACAUGUCAUCAAUCCAUUCAAUAAACCCAGCAAUGUUACAAAACCAAAGCUUAAAAAAUCGGGAACUGAAGAAUGCGAAAUUUGUUUCCUAUUUUUUCCGCCAAGCAUGAUGACCGGAUUGAAAUGUGGUCAUAAAUUUUGCACGGCAUGUUGGGGCGAAUAUCUAACCACAAAAAUUAUGGAAGAAGGAUUAGGUCAAUCGAUUGCGUGUGCCGCUCACGGCUGUGAUAUACUUGUGGAUGAUGUCACCGUAAUGAAUCUUGUGCCGGACGCUAGAGUGAAACUAAAAUAUCAACAUCUCAUAACGAACAGUUUUGUUGAGUGCAAUCGUCUGCUUCGCUGGUGUCCGUCAGCUGAUUGCACAUACGCGAUUAAGGUAAUGCACGUUGAAUCGAGACCCGUCGUAUGUAAAUGCGGGCACAUUUUCUGCUUUGAGUGCGGUGAAAAUUGGCACGAUCCGGUUCAAUGUCGCUUGUUGAAGAAAUGGAUGAAAAAAUGUGCAGAUGAUUCGGAAACAUCCACGUGGAUCGCUGCGAAUACGAAAGAAUGUCCAAAGUGUAAUGUUACUAUAGAGAAGGAUGGCGGAUGUAAUCACAUGAUAUGUAAAAAUCAAAACUGCAAACACGAUUUCUGUUGGGUGUGUUUGGGUUCCUGGCAACCUCAUGGCUCAUCUUGGUACAACUGCAACAGAUACGACGAGGACGAAGCUCGAGCAGCCCGUGAUGCCCAAGAGAAAAUGAGAUUUUCCCUAGCCAGAUAUCUUCACUACUACAAUCGAUACAUGAAUCACAUGCAAUCGCUUCGAUUCGAGAACAAAUUAUAUGCAGCAAUAAAGGCUAAAAUGGAGGAAAUGCAACAGCAUAACAUGUCUUGGAUUGAGGUCCAAUUUUUGAAGAAAGCUGUCGAUAUAUUGUGUCAAUGCCGUCAAACGCUGAUGUACACAUAUGUGUUUGCCUACUAUCUGCGAAAGAACAACCAAUCACUUAUCUUCGAAGAUAAUCAACGUGAUUUGGAAACAGCCACAGAAAAGUUGUCCGAAUACCUUGAACGAGAUAUUACAUCGGAGAAUUUGGCUGACAUAAAACAGAAAGUUCAAGAUAAAUAUAGAUACUGCGAAAAAAGGAGAAAUGUCCUACUAGUACAUGUUCACGAAGGUUACGAGAAAGAUUGUUGGGACUACACAGAAUAGAUAAAAAAGAGAUUGUUUGUUUUAUUGGAGUGAUUGAAAAUCACAAUAAAUUAUUAAUUAUUCUAAAACAAAAAAAAUUCAAAUAAUAAAAACAACCAACCAACCCAAGCGUAAAAUUAGAACCCUUCAUCAUUAUAUUUUCGUUCUAAUGGAAAUUUCUUUAAAA
Bradysia coprophila is the source of this 1884-nucleotide messenger RNA. It is a transcript of the gene ari-1, whose product is annotated as E3 ubiquitin-protein ligase ariadne-1. Lineage: Eukaryota; Metazoa; Arthropoda; Insecta; Diptera; Sciaridae. Gene Ontology annotation, biological process: protein ubiquitination. The record is from RefSeq and is a predicted model, not a curated record. Gene Ontology annotation, molecular function: ubiquitin-protein transferase activity; zinc ion binding.